Messenger RNA from Oncorhynchus masou masou (cherry salmon), 2526 nucleotides. RefSeq names its product ras-related protein Rab-5B-like. The transcript has 6 exons. The record is from RefSeq and is a predicted model, not a curated record. Gene Ontology annotation, molecular function: GTP binding; GTPase activity. Lineage: Eukaryota; Metazoa; Chordata; Actinopteri; Salmoniformes; Salmonidae. Gene Ontology annotation, cellular component: endosome; Golgi apparatus. Bases 344 to 997 code for a protein of 217 amino acids.
UUCCCCGAAAGUUUCUGUGGAGGAAGGAUAGACUUUUACCAGUAGACAAUUGGGUAAAAAGCUGUCAAUCUGUUACCGCCCCAAAACACCGGAAUUACGAGAUGGGACAACGCAGACUGUAUCUCAACUAAAAAGACAAAGGAUAAACAGCAACAUUUGCCAGAUUUCCAUUUUUCAUCUGGCAGACGUGUUCCAUUGUCCUUGAGAGCGGUACCCCCCCCCCCCCCGCACACUGCUCCUCUCUCCAGCUGUCACUUGAACCUCCUUUUCCUUCUGUCUCCCCACUCUCAACACCCCCCACCCUCAAUUUCCCCAACAACCCCCCCACGGAUACACAGCCCCGAUGGCAGGGCGCCCAUCCCGACCCAGUGGCCAGCCUCAGUCCAGUAAGGUGAGCCAGUUUAAAUUGGUUCUACUGGGGGAGACAUCAGUGGGGAAGUCCAGCCUGCUGCUGCAGUUUGUCAAAGGCCAGUACCAGGACUUCGGGGAGAGCACCAUUGGGGCGGCCUUUCUGACUCAGAUGGUGAGUGUGGACAGUGCCAUGGUGAAGUUUGAGAUCUGGGACACGGCUGGUCAGGAACGCUACCACAGCCUGGCACCUAUGUACUACAGAGGAGCUCAGGCAGCCAUAGUGGUCUAUGACAUUACCAACACAGAGACCUUUGUACGAGCCAAAGCCUGGGUGAGCGAGCUCCAGAAACAGGCCAGUACAAACAUGGUGAUAGCCUUAGCGGGCAACAAAGCUGAUUGGUCUGCUAACAGAGCAGUGGAGUAUACGGAUGGUCAGGGUUAUGCUGCUGACAACAGUCUUCUCUUCAUGGAGACCUCUGCCAAGACAGCCAUGAAUGUCAACAACCUCUUCCUGGCCAUAGCCAAGAAACUGCCCAAGAGUGAGCCACUGGGUGGAGUAGCUGGCAGUGCUGGGGUUCGAGGAGGACCUCCAGUGGACCUCAGACAGCCUACCCAGACCAGCCCUGCCCAGUGCUGUGGAAACUGAGGAAGGAUGGGGGAGAAGAGAAGCAAGCUCACAUCUGAGGGAGGAGGGAAGUUUAAAGAGAUUUUCCAGAGAAAAGAAAGGAGUGUAAAAGAGUGCAAAUGAGUUAAAGGAAUGAUAAGGGACAAAUACACUGAGUGUACAAAACAUUAGGAACUCCUUCCUAAUAUUGAGUUGCACCCACCCAACUGGUCAAGCUAUGUCAUGGAAAGAGCAGGUGUUCUUAAUGUUUUGUAUACUCAGUGUAUGUAGAUCAAUGGGAGAAAAACACACACUACAAUAAGAUUAACUUCUAUUAAACUUAUCACUUCCCUACAUGUUUUUGUCAACUCGGCACUACUGGACAGCCAGAUAAAAUACACUUACUGUAUGGUCUGUACCUUUCCACAUUUUCAUGGGUUUCAUUUUCAUUUGAUAUUAUGAAAAUAAAUUAAAUGAUGUUGAUAUACAGACUGCGUUGUCCCACCUCGGUGUUUACACUCAGCAGUUAUCCAAGUAGGCAAGAAACUAAGGCCAAUUAAACAUGUGGUGUGGGGUUAUGAAGUUCUUGGCAAAUGCUUCCAAUCUGAGGACACAAACAGGAAGUGACAUCACAUUGGUCUUUCAGGUGGUGCGGUCACACUAGGCCAAAGCGAUGAAAACAGAGGCGGAGGCCAAAUGUCUGUUUGCACAAAGCACAGAUCAUUUCUGAGAACACAUGGUCAAAUGAACAUGGUCAAAGCUCCCAGCAGUCCCUCCUAUGACUGCAUAUCAAAUUGCUUUUAUCCAUGUUCAUUUGCCUCUCAAUCUUAGUUGGACAUUUAUAUUAUCAGCUCUGCUGUACAGUUUCUGAGCCUCUCACCAGUACUAUGUAGUCCCUAAAAGAGGAAGUGACAUCAAAUGUAAAAAAAACUUUUUUUUACCACAUCUCCUUUACUAAUAAAUGUGCAAUACUAAGGUGUACUCAGCUGGCCUUUACUAUAGGAAUGUUUUCUAUGUUGAAGUUAGAAAUAGAAUGUAUAGAACCAUGUACAGUACAGGUAACCCUAAUGUUACAGACUGUUCACCGGUGAUGGUUGAACAAAAUUAUUGGCCAAUUGCAUAGAGAUGGUGAUAAAAACAGUGGAACUAAGACAAUGAGAAGAUUAUUUAUUGUGGUUUGACAAAAUCAAUGUCCUUUAUCCAAUUUGCCUCUUUUGUUUCUGUCCUGUUUUAAUUAUGACGCAUUGCCCACUGCAAAUAUUACUGUGUUAUAGUUUCGUAGAAUUCCCUGGCUGUGUAUUGUUUUAUAAACACAAAGUAUAUAUUUGUCUAAUGGUGUUCCAAUAUAGCAUCAUAAAAUGCACUAUAUGCCCACUGGAUCUCAUUUCAAGUCUUGUAUUAUCAAGCUUUUUAUAACAAUGUGCAUUGCCCAUGUAUGCAUAUCCUAUAUCGCAGUCUCAAUGUCUUGUUUUAAAAUGUUUACAAAUAAGUGCCUUUCUUUUUUUAUCUUUAAUUGUUUGUUGGUCUAUUCAUGUGCAGCUUGAUAAUACAUAAUUGAUGUGAUAAGAUAA